CAUCAACUAAUAACCGUUCAACAUCCAACGGCUAUCAUGAACCCCAUCAACACACACUCCCCCUCAACCGUCCGAUCACAAGCGGCAAAUUACCCGUACAACAAACAUUCAAAUAUCCUCCUACUUGCAAUAACAAACCCUCUGUUUUCAUCAUCUUCAUAAAAACCCCAAGAAAACCCUCCUCUGUUUCCUUCAAUUCACCUUCAAAUCCACAAAAUUCAAACCCAAAUUCAAUCACAACCCUCAAUCCCACAUAACCAACAUGAUCAGAACUAAAAUUCGCAACAAAUUCCUCUCAAUUUCCCCCAAAAACCCAUAAAAAACCCUCCUCUGUUUCUAACAAUUUCGAAUUAUAACCACAAACCCACCAUUCAAAUCUGAUUUCCAUCACAGCCCUCGAUCUCAACCAUCGAAUAUGAUUGGAGGUAGAAGUAACAGCAAGAAACGGAAGGUGGUGGUGACGUCAGCGAAGUAUUACGGGUUACAGAGUUUUCUGCAGCCGGGUUGCCCGAUCGCUCCAUCGGGUCCGUUUCGGGACAGUGUUCGAGUGUUUCUUGAAGAGUGUUGUCAGAUGGAGGAUUAUAAUGUGGAAGGAAUGGCGAUUUGGUGCACGUUUCUGUUUCAUGAAAACAGGGGAUUUGUGCUUCCGUUGUAUACGAUUGAAGAGUGUGUUCAGAACUCGGUUCAGCCGCUUUGUGAUCAUUGCAGAUGUUCUGGAUGGAGUCACCAUUUUGUAUCAAAAAGGAAGUACCAUUUCAUCAUCCCUAUAGACAACGAAUGGAACAAGCCGAUCGACACUGGCGUUCUUGAUCUUCAAACGCACAUUUUACACGGUCUGAUCCACUCCAACGGGUUCGGUCACCUUCUCUGUAUCAACGGAAUCGAGGGCGGAUCAAGUUUCGUUUAUGGCAGAGAAGUUAUGGAUCUUUGGGACCGAAUCUGCACAACUCUUCACAGCAGGGAAAUAAGCAUUGUGGAUACAUCAAAGAAGAGACAGAUGGAUCUUCGGCUUUUAUACGGGGUAUCAUACGGGCACACGUGGUUUGGAAGAUGGGAUUACAAGUUUUGCCAUGGGAGCUUCGGUGUCACGAAGAAACAAUACGAGCAAGCACUUAAGACUCUAAGCUCGCUAGAACUCGACAUGAUCAUUCGUAAUAUGAAUAAUCGUUCCAUCAAGAAACUGAUUGGUAGAUAUAGAGAAUUGAGUGAUACCCACUUGGUUACAAUCCGAGAUCUGUUUAGAUUCAUGCUUAAUCUCAAGUUUCAGUCCCUGCAAACGAAGAACGACGUUGUUUCCCAUUCGAAAACAAGAUCGAAUAAGAAGGAGAAACAUGUUGUGAGGUGCAGAAAGUUUCCGAAUAUGGCUGCUAAAUUGGACAGCAGAUGGCAUGUGAGAAGGCUUGAGGAUGUUGCUAAUGUGGUGGUGAAUGCUCUAAAAGAAAAGAAAACUAUGAUCAGGCAAGAGGUCCGGGACACAGCGCGGUUACACAUUGGUGACACGGGUUUGAUCGAUUUCGUGCUGAAAUCGAUGAAUAAUGUGAUUGUAGGAGGAUAUGUGGUUCGUCGGGCGGUCAAUUCUACGACAGGCGUGCUUGAGUAUUCACUUAAAGAGUGCAAACAAGAUGAGGAAUUGACUGACCGAGUUGACUCUGUGGUUUCGGAGAGUGAUGUAUACAAAGAUGUCGUGUACUUGUAUCAGCAUGUUUUGCUAGAUUCGGAUUCUGAAACGGUCGAGUUUGCUGUGAGGACGGUUUUGGACAGCAAAAACUUUACGAAAGAGUGGCCUUUUAACGACGAUGAUGAGUUUUUGCGGUUUGUUUGUCGAGUUAUUCCGUUAACGACCGCCGAGUCGAGGAAAAGCUCAAGCGGGGAGCUGGUGGUGGUGCCGCUUCACGCCACUAUUCGGGAGUUAAAAGAAGCCUGCGAGAAGGCUAUGCGGGACACUUACUGUGUCAUGGAGAAACUAAAGGUGACAGAGAUUGUGGAAGUAGAAGGAUUGGAUGAGGAGGAGGUGAUAUUCGGGGCACUCGAGUCAGGGUCGGAGAUCAGGGUGAGUGGGUUCGAGGUCGACUUGGAGAGUGCUAGUGACCUGAAGUAUGAAGGUGGCGCGGAUAAUUGGGUUGUGAAGUGUCAAUGUGGGGCUAGGGAUGACGAUGGUGAGAGGAUGGUGGCGUGUGAUCUUUGUGAGGUUUGGCAGCAUACUCGGUGCAGUGGGAUAGGAGAUAGGGAGGUGGUUCCACCGCUGUUCAUGUGUUACCGAUGUUGUGAGUCGAUAGACGACUCGAACAGUCCUGAUGAGCAGGUGGAUGGUAUAGAGUGGAUGAUGGUCACGGAUCACAUUGAUCUUUUUGCUAGCUAAAAGAUUCAAUUCAUUUGUUUACAAUAUUUUUGUUGUAAACUUUGAUUCUAUUUGUUUACAAUGUUAUUGUUGUAAACUUUGAUUCUUUGAAGAGAUACUCCAAUUCAUUUGUAAACA
This is a messenger RNA of Helianthus annuus (common sunflower), 2476 nucleotides long. Its product is annotated as PHD finger protein MALE MEIOCYTE DEATH 1. Bases 416 to 2359 code for a protein of 647 amino acids. Lineage: Eukaryota; Viridiplantae; Streptophyta; Magnoliopsida; Asterales; Asteraceae. The record is from RefSeq and is a predicted model, not a curated record. The transcript is spliced from 2 exons.